GGCUUCCAAUUCCUCUUGCAGCGUUGCUCUAUCGCUACGGAAAUGAUCUCACUCUGAUUUGUGUUGCUCAGGAAAAGUUGUUUACCAUGAGCAGCUGUAUGCGGUAAUGUAAUGGCAACAUCGCACAUUUUUUAUGCAUUGGUGUGCCAGUGUGCAAAACACCUCCACAAACAAACAGAUAAACAAAAACAAACAAUCAUAUACAAAACACCUCAUCUUCCAUCUUCCAUCUUCUGCCUUCUAUUUCACCUGUCCCUUGUGUCCACCCACUCUUCAGAUUAGCUACCAGAGCAUCGAGUCCUCCGACCCGAGUGUCAACGUGCCGGGCCAGCGUCGCACCGUGUCCAAGCUGCGGAACGAGACGUACCACAUGUUCUCCGGCCUGCACCCCGGCACCACCUAUCUGGUGUCUGUGCGCGCCCGGACCUCCAAGGGCUUCGGUCAAACUGCGCUCACCGAAAUCACCACCAACAUCUCUGCUCCUACAUUUGACUAUGAGGAAGUCCCCUCCCCAGUCAGCGAAUCAGAGAACACCAUCACAGUCGUGCUCCGCCCAGCUGUGGGCAGAGGUGCACCUGUCAGUGCGUACCACGUGGUGGUGGUGGAGGUGGACGGCUCGCGGCAGGUGCGGAGGAGAGAGCUAGGCCCGCAGGACUGCUUCCCUGUGCCCCUGUCCCACAGCGAGGCCCAGGCCAAGGGCGUGCCCAACUACUACACGGCCGAACUGGCCCCUGACAGCCUGCCCGAGGCCUCCGAGUUCACUGUGGGGGACAACCACACUUACAACGGCUACUGGAACUCGCCGCUCGACCCCUCCAAGAACUACCUCAUCUACUUUCAGGCCGCCAGCCACUUCAGAGGGGAGACCCGAAUCAACUGUAUCCGGAUUGCACGCAAAGUGGCUUGUAAGGACCAUAAGAGGGCCCUCGAGGUCUCGCAGCAUGCUGAGGAGAUGGGCCUGAUCCUGGGUGCAUGUGCGGGCGGCCUGGUGGUCCUCAUCCUCCUGCUAGGGGCCAUCGUCAUCGUCAUCAAAAAGGGAAGGGACUUCUACUCUUACCCUUACUACCCAAGGAAGAAGGUGAACAUAAACAAGGCAGCCAUGGCGUAUCGUCAGGAGAAGACCAGGAAGUUGGGAUCUCUGGACUGCACCAUGACGGAGCAGAGCACCUUACAGCAGGAUGAACGCACCGCACACUCCUUCUUGGACAUGCAGACUGGCAGCACACGCAACUGGCAGCACACGCAGUGA
This is a messenger RNA of Clupea harengus (Atlantic herring), 1249 nucleotides long. Its product is annotated as receptor-type tyrosine-protein phosphatase U-like. The record is from RefSeq and is a predicted model, not a curated record. The transcript has 8 exons. Gene Ontology annotation, molecular function: protein binding; protein tyrosine phosphatase activity. Gene Ontology annotation, cellular component: membrane. NCBI's taxonomy places the organism in Eukaryota, Metazoa, Chordata, Actinopteri, Clupeiformes, Clupeidae. Gene Ontology annotation, biological process: protein dephosphorylation. The coding region runs from base 134 to 1249 and encodes 371 amino acids.